Messenger RNA from Candidozyma duobushaemuli, 327 nucleotides. RefSeq lists its product as uncharacterized. The record is from RefSeq and is a predicted model, not a curated record. NCBI's taxonomy places the organism in Eukaryota, Fungi, Ascomycota, Pichiomycetes, Serinales, Metschnikowiaceae. The transcript has a single exon. The coding region runs from base 1 to 327 and encodes 108 amino acids.
AUGUCGUUACUCCUAGAUACGUCCACUAGCACGACAGCAUCUCAUUCCAUCACUUCAUUGCUGGGCCUCGAGCCAAUUGCAUCAAGUUCAUUGGGUAUCAAGAACCCUUCUGCAACUGAGUCGGGCAUUACAGCCCAAUCUUUCCACACAACACAUGCUUCUAAUUCUAAAAGCGGCUCGGCAUCUUCCUCAAGCAAAGAGUCUCAAAGUGAUGCCUCGGGAUCGUCUCCCGCACUCAGCGAACAGAGUAACGCGGCGGCGCCCAGAUUGUCCUUGAUAUCAUCUGCGUUAGUUAUGAUGUGUUUGUGUCUGCUUCUCACGAUUUAG